Onychostoma macrolepis is the source of this 1646-nucleotide messenger RNA. RefSeq names its product acyl-CoA thioesterase 7 (gene acot7). Gene Ontology annotation, molecular function: long-chain fatty acyl-CoA binding. Gene Ontology annotation, cellular component: nucleoplasm; extracellular exosome; cytosol. Gene Ontology annotation, biological process: acyl-CoA metabolic process; palmitic acid biosynthetic process. Bases 316 to 1347 code for a protein of 343 amino acids. Lineage: Eukaryota; Metazoa; Chordata; Actinopteri; Cypriniformes; Cyprinidae. The record is from RefSeq and is a predicted model, not a curated record. The transcript is spliced from 10 exons.
CGUUUCUUUGUUUUAUAAAAAAACAGUGAAGGGUCAGUUUAUGGCUAUCGUCAUGUGUGUAACCUACUUCUGUUAAUAAACGGAAGUGAACUAUCUACACAGCUUAUAUGAAUCGAUAACAGAUUCACGCCCGUACUUUUUCUUCAAUGCUCAACAGCAGAAUCGGUGUAUGAUUUUCAUCACGUAUUUUACCACAGUACUGGAAGUAGUCUAGCCAAUCGAUUUACCCUCCAAACCUGCAGCUCCGCCUGACUCAGUCCAUUUCAUUACGACACGCGGAUCCGCGUUAAAGACGAGCCUCGACGCAAGAUCACGAUGUCUAUUUCUAAUGCACAAGCGACACCAUCCAUCCAGAUAUGCAGGAUCAUGCGUCCUGAUGAUGCCAACAUUGUUGGCAAUGUUCAUGGUGGGACUAUCCUGAAGAUGAUUGAGGAAGCGGGAUGCAUCAUUGGCACACGCCACUGCAAUACUCAAAACGGGGACCGCUGUGUAGCUGCUCUGGCCCGGGUGGAGCGCACAGACUUCCUGCACCCAAUGUUCAUCGGUGAAGUAGCCCACGUCAGUGCUGAGAUUACCUACACCUCCAAACACUCGGUGGAGGUGCAGGUCAAUGUUCUCUCAGAGAACAUAGUCACAGGUGCCAAAAAAUUGACCAACAAGGCAACACUAUGGUAUGUCCCACUGUCCCUACAAAACGUGGCCAAAAUCAUUGAAGUUCCUCCUAUUGAGUAUUCCAGCCCAGAACAAGAGGAAGCAGGUAAAAAGAGAUAUGAGGCUCAGAAAUUCGAGCGAAUAGAGACCAAAGAGAGGAAUGGUGAGAUCAUCAUGUCUGUCUCAAUUCCAGAUAGACAAACAAAAGAGCCCUACAGUGUUGCAUUUAGUCAGUCGAGUCUGAUCCACCUCGUCGGCCCAUCUGACUGCACUCUGCAUGGCUUUGUACAUGGAGGUGUGACCAUGAAGCUGAUGGAUGAGGUGGCAGGGAUUGUUGCUGCUCGUCAUUGCAAGACCAACAUUGUGACCGCAUCUGUGGACGCCAUUAACUUCCAUCGCAAGAUCAAGAAAGGCUGUGUCAUUACUGUUUCUGGCCGAAUGACCUUCACCAGUAAUAAGUCAAUGGAGAUUGAGGUUUUCGUUGAUGCUGACCCACUGGUGGAGGCUGAGAAGGGAAAAUAUAGGGCUGUCACAGCCUUCUUCACCUACAUCUCCCUGGAUAAAGAAAACAAGCCCCUUUCUGUGCCACCGCUGAAGCUGGAAGGUGAAGAGGAGCAGAAGCGGUUUGAAGAAGGGAAAGCACGUUACCUGCAGAACAAGACAAAGAGACUCGCUGAUAAGGGGCAUCAACAAUAACUUUUACCAUGCAAACACCAUAUUGUCUUGUAGAAGAAAAUUCUUGAAUAAUUGAGCCUCAACGGACAACAUACUGUAUUGAGAACCUCUGCUUUAUCCUACAUGUAGCUCACUGAAUAGAAAGAAAAAUAUUUAGGUUUAUUUGACUUGUCUAAGUUUACCAAAGCACUUUGUGUGUAUAUGUAUCUCAAGUGAAACAAAAAAGCAAAAUAUAUAUUUAUGUUUUAUUGUAACGACUUAUUUGUGAAAUGUGCAGAACUGUAUUAUGCACUAAUAAAAGCCUGCUAAUGCAGCUCCAA